Olea europaea var. sylvestris is the source of this 7263-nucleotide messenger RNA. RefSeq lists its product as uncharacterized. The record is from RefSeq and is a predicted model, not a curated record. Gene Ontology annotation, molecular function: protein binding. The transcript is spliced from 13 exons. The coding region runs from base 103 to 7158 and encodes 2351 amino acids. NCBI's taxonomy places the organism in Eukaryota, Viridiplantae, Streptophyta, Magnoliopsida, Lamiales, Oleaceae. Gene Ontology annotation, cellular component: RAVE complex. Gene Ontology annotation, biological process: vacuolar acidification.
AUUUUAAAAUUUUUAAAAAUAAAAAAAAAAAAAAAAAAAAAAAAACUACUUGCUGAACCAUAAAUUGUACAUCCAAAUUUCAGUUUCUCCUCCUCCAACACCAUGUCCGCUGCACCACCGCCGCUAGAUAUCACGGCCCACCUGCCGCUCCGCUUAAUUAAAUCCGAGACUAUCCCUCCCGCCCCAAAUCGCCCCGCAACAGGACCCGAACCCGCGAUCGACUGGUUACUGGAAUUCGUCGGGUACUCAUGGAUUGCUUACGGAGCCUCCUCCCUCCUAGUCAUUUCUCACUUCCCCAAUCCUCUCGCCGAUACCGAAAAGCAAAUUGGGUCAAUUUUCCGUCAAGUGAUCGACCUCUCCGGCGAAGGUACCUGCAGCGUGGCGGCUGUCUCUUGGUCCCCUGCCACGCCCUCCACAGGUGAACUCGCCGUCGCCUCGGGCAAUUGUAUCCGCUUGUUCUCAUAUAUUUCAGAGGACACUUCUUGCAGUUCUUUUUGUUGGAGUCAGACUGCAACACUUGUGCAAUCUACCGAGGUGGAAACCACCAAAUGGACGGGCUCAGGAGAUGGGAUAGUUUCAGGAGGCAUCAAUGUGGUGUUAUGGAGAAAGAAGGAGAUAUCUUGGGAAAUAGCUUGGAAAUUUAAACCAAAAGUUCCUCAAGUUCUGGUUUCUGCUUCCUGGUCAGCGACAGGACCUUCGGCAACUGCAUCGUGGAGUAAACUGCAAGUUGGAGAUUCAUCUUCUCCAAUCAAUGAUGCAAGCAAAUAUGUUUUAGUUUUUCAAGGUGAUGAGUAUUCCAAAUGCAUACAAGUUGAGCUGUGCCAUCCAUCGCCUGUUACCAUGAUACAAUGGAGGCCAUCAACAGGUAAACCAUUAAAUAGAGAUGCCAGACAGUCGUUGCGCUCUGUGCUGUUAACUUGCUGUGUUGAUGGAACUGUAAGGUUAUGGAGUGAGACUGAUGAUGGGAGGAUUAGACGAGCUGGAAAGGAUAGUUGUGACCAGAAGGCACCAAGAUUAUUUUUUGUUGUCAUUGCUGUACUAGAGGUAAACCAAACACUAAAUGGAUCUCUGGGUUCUAAUGUAUUUGUUAGUUGGGCUACAGAAGUUGAAGGUAUAAUUGCCAUUGGUAAAGAAGCUCGCCAUUAUUCACGUGUAGAUGAUGUUCUGAAUGAUAAUACUGGCAAGUGUGAGUGGUUAGUUGGCUUUGGUCCUGAAACGGUGGCAACUUUCUGGGCUAUCCACUGUAUUGAUGAUUUUGCUCCCGUUAGGUUCCCAAGGGUCACUUUAUGGAAGAGACAAGAAUUAAUCAAUCUUGAAUUGGAAAUAAGUCAAUUGGUAGUUGACAAAGUUUGUAUCAUGAGGAAUCAAGAUUCUGGUCCUCCUGUUCUAUGCACUCUGGUUCAAUUAUUACCUAGUAAUUCUGUAGCCUGUACACAGCUAUAUUCGCUAACAUCAAGUAGUAUUGGAGAGGAUACUGCAAAUAAAUGUCAGACUGAAAGCUUAUUGUCAUCUUGUGCUAAAGGAAUUCUCGAAGUUGAUGGCCACACUGGAAAAAUUCUACAAGUUGCAGUUCAUCCUUAUUUGGUUGAAGUUGAACUUGCUGCUUCUUUGGAUACAGAUGGUAUGCUUCUUUUCUGGUCUGUUUCUACCUUCUUCAGUAGUAACAUGGGUGUUCCGACGCUAAACCCAUCCUGGAAAUUACGUGGGAGAAACGUUGUUUCGGAUCACUAUCCAAAGUACACUUGCUUGAGCUGGGCUCCUGCAAUACUAGGUGAGGACCGGGCUAUUCUCAUGGGACAUGCUGAUGGCAUUGAUUGCUUUAUAAUUAACACUCCAAAAGAUGAAGAGCAGAAAAUACAGAUUCACAAGUUAAUUACCAUCCCUCUCACCUGUCAAGAUCAGGUCCGUGGGCCAACUAGGGUCUGCUCGAUUCCUCUGCCUUCUAGCUGCAAUGAAAUCUAUAAUUCUAGUAGCUUUCUGCUGGUGGCAUUAUGGGUGGAUGGCUUUUUGGCUUUAUCAUGGCAAAUAACUAUCCAUUGUUAUGAUUUGCAUGGAAGCUGCUGUGACAAGCACAUCCAAACAUUUGAAAGGGAAUAUGUUGGGAAAAAAUACUGUGUCUCUGUUGAUCCUUGCUCAUCAGUAUUUCCUGCUCCACACAAGGAUGAUAUAGUUACCAGUUUUGCUGUGGUCUGCCCUGAGGACUUGAUUUUAUCUGAAGAGCGGACAAUAAUUUCUGAUAAUAAAAUGGACUCCUGCUACUAUCCAUAUCACUUGGUGACAGGUUGCAUUGAUGGUACUUUGAAACUAUGGAGGAGUGUCACGAGUGUGCCAGAUCAAUCCUUGAGAUCAAGUACAAAAUGGGAUCUUGUUGGUGUGCUUGCUGUACACCAAGGUCCUCCCACGGCAAUAUCUCCAAGUGUCUGUGGUCGAAAAGUUGCAUCCGCCUCCCCAGCUGGUCAGUCUAGUGGUUCUAGCAUUCUUCAUAUAUGGGAAUGUGUGCAUGUCCAUGAUGCAGGCAGCUUUAUAAAAGAAGAUGAACUAUAUCUUGAUGGAGAGGUUGUUGGUAUGCAUUGGUUUAUGAUGGGAAAUGGUCAGUUAUUACUAGGGGUUUGCUUCCAGAAUGAGUUGCGGAUAUAUGCUAUGAAACGCUGUGGAGGUCAGGAUGUUUUAAAAUCUGGAAAGCCUUUGGAAAGGAAUAUUUGGAUUUGUAUUGCUGCAAGUCAAACUACCUCUGCCAUUUGUGACUUUCUUUGGGGGCCUAAGGGCACAAUUCUGGUCGUUCACCUCGAGUAUUUUAGUCUUUUCAGUCAGUUUUUAGUAUUAGCCGACGAGGAAUUUCCGGCUGACUAUUGCCCAAGGUCCCUCAAGGAUAGCCUUGUUAUAUGCGAUGGCUACUCAAAUAAAGACGUGCUUACUCCAGUUCUCAAUGAUUCUAAUAAUUGUGAUUCAAAAGAAUCAUCAAAAAUAGGAGGAGUACAUGAGACCCAGCUUCCUCUAAAGAUGAAAAUGAGGGCUGAUUUUAUGCCAACAGAAAAUGUUGAAAGUGGUAUACGGAAGCACAGUAGAGAUACUAUAAUUCGGUUGUGGAGCGUGCUAGAAAUUGCUGAAAAGGUGGGAGGAUCUCUACCUGUUUUUCACCCUGAGGCACUCUUGAUUAAUAUAAGCUCAGGUAACUGGAAACGUGCAUAUGUAGCUCUGAGGCAUCUUGUUAAGCACCUUGCUUCUAGCAAUAUGUCUGAAGAACAAACAAAAAUGUCUAGUGAUGUGAUUUCAUCAGUUCCCUUGUCAGAUUAUCUUGAAGGGCUUCUAUCUUCACAUUCAAGUAAUAAAUUGUUUCAGUGGAGCGGAGAUUCUGCUUCAGUUACUUCAUCUUCAGAGCUCCAGAAUGGGUUAUCUCAAUAUACCUCCAAUUGGGGGUAUGAUGCUUCCAAUACUUCACCUUUGUCAAGAUCUGAAUUUUCUGACUUCACUGAAGCCAUUGAGAGACUGUAUGAAUCUUCAUCGAUAACUAAAAUUGAAAAGAUGCAGGCUCUUGCUAUAAUUGAUCUUCUACAAGAAGUUAGUAACCCGCAUUCCACCUCUGCUUAUGGAAGUCUUGAUGAACCUGGUCGAAGGUUUUGGGUGGCAGUGAGGUUUCAACAACUAUAUUUUGUCCAGCAAUUUGGUAGAUUGCCGUUGGUCAAGGAGUUGGAUGUUUCUUCGGAGCUGAUUGGAUGGGCUUUUCAUUCAGAUUGUCAAGAAAAUUUGUUUAGUUCCCUUCUAUCGACUGAACCAGCUUGGGAAGAAAUGCGUAGUAUGGGGUUUGGAUUUUGGUAUACGAAUAUAACACAACUGCGACAGAAGAUGGAACAGCUGGCAAGGCAACAAUAUAUGAAAAAUAAAGAUCCUAAGGCCUGUACACUCCUUUAUAUAGCAUUGAACAGGCUCCAAGUUUUGACUGGCCUUUUUAAAAUAAGCAAAGAUGAGAAGGACAAACCAUUAGUAGGAUUUCUAUCAAGAAAUUUCCAGGAGGAAAAAAAUAAAGCAGCUGCUCUUAAAAAUGCUUAUGUUCUGAUGGGUAAACAUCAACUGGAGCUUGCAGUAGCUUUCUUUUUACUGGGAGGGGAUGCUUCUUCUGCGGUCACUAUAUGUGCCAAAAACCUUGGGGAUGAGCAGCUUGCUCUUGUAUUAUGUCAUCUUGUUGAGGGGUACGGUGGGCCUUUACAGCAUAAUCUUAUUUCAAAGAUUCUUCUGCCAUCUGCGUUGUCAAAAGGUGACUCUUGGCUAGCGAGUGUUCUGGAGUGGGUAUUAGGAAAUUACUCCCAGGCCUUCUUGAGAAUGUUUGAGGUCCAAAUGGGAUAUAAUCCGAAUAUGCCAGUCCUUUCAUCCUGUCAUGCAUGUUUCUUGGAUCCAAGCAUCGGUCAGUAUUGCCUAAUAUUGACAACCAAGACUAGCAUGAAAAAUUCUAUUGGGGAGCAUAAUGCUGCGGCUCUAUGCAGGUGGGCUGCACUGAUGAAUGCUAUGGCCUUGGGCAGAUGUGGCCUCCCUCUUGAAGCUUUGGAGAGCUUUUCAUCUUCUUUUAGCGUCUUUGGAGGUUCAAUUCAAGGGAGUGUAAUGCAAAGUCCAAACACUGAACUUCUUAUGGAAAUGUUGAAACCACUCCUAAAUAAAUGUUCUUCAAACUGGAUAUCAGACAACGUGGCUUUCCAUAUAGCAUCACGUUUUAAGUUAGAUUUGGCUAUGCAUUAUAUGUCAAACUUUUUAAGAGAACAUCCGAGCUUGGCAGCCAUCAAUUUGGCAGUUUCUGGAGUACCUUUAUGCUAUGAGUCUGAGAAUCAGGACUUCAAAAGAUUACUGGAAGAAUUUCGAAACAGUUUGAGUGCAACUAUUACAUAUUUUCAACAGAGGUUCUCUUUGAUUUCUCUUCAUCUAAUCAACAUGAUGGUAUUAUUUUUGCACCAUAAUGGAUUAGAGUUUAUUGGAUACAGUAUACUGCGUGAAUAUAUAGCACAUCUUCAACCUCGAGAGAAUAGCAAUGGAUUUGAUAAAGUCCUCUUAUAUCCUUUCCCACCCAAUCUACUCUUAAAAGCUACUAAUGAAAUCUCCAGCAUAUUUGCAAAAUAUGUGGUUGCCUCUUGUAUAAACUGCUCUGGGUUGUCAUAUUUGAACAAAAAUAGCAAGGAUACUAAAGGCAGAUUUUGCUCUUAUCUUUCUUGGGAGUUCUCAAAUCGGAGACUAAUAUGGUCAUUGAGGAGUCUACGAGCUAUGUUACAGUUAUUUUCCACAUCCCAACGCACAGAUCUUAUGAAGAGAUCUUCUACUGUUCUUUGUUUAUUUGGAUACUGCAUAGUUUUUGCUUCAGCUUGGCUUAAGAGGAAUGCCAGAGCUCUUGUUCAGAUUGUAAAACCUUUUUUGACCAUAUUAAGCAGCGAGCCUGCAUCGUAUGAGAUUAAGAUGGAGGAUCUGAAUAAAAUUCUCGUAGAGACUGUGGAGAUGCUGGGUCACGAUUCAUCAACUAUUGAUUUAGGAGCUCAUGUUCAGAUGAAAGGAUGGAUGCGGGAAGAACGAAAUGAAGGUUCCAUGUUUUCAGUGCUAGAGGAUGAGAGAUGGCAGAUUAUGGGUGCUUCUUUGUGGGUACACAUGUCUAAGUUUUUAGAACAUCAACUAAAUACAUUGCCUGAAAUUAUUGAUGAUAGUUGUUCUUCCCGAAGCCUGGUUAUGUCUGAACCCCAAGACAAUAAUAUACAAUUACAGAUUGGUUUGGUUUCAACCACUUUAUCUAAGUUACUAAAGGUUGUCUGUAUGCAUAUUUCACUAUAUCAGUCUCAACGGUUCGCGUUGUACCUAAUACAGAGAGUUGAUGGAUGCACUGGAACUGUUAUUUCGGGUAUGCAAGAUGGUCCAUCUCAACAAAGAGCUCAAGAUAAAGAUUUUACUGGAGGUAAUGAUGGUGCAAGUAUAUUGAACAAUGGCACUGAAUUGGCUUCUGAAGAAUUACGGCGUAUCUGUUCUAACUCUAAAACAAUUCGGGAAGCCUUCGUGCAAGAAAACUAUAAUUGGCUACAAAUUGCUCAGCAGAAGUCUUCUAACGGAUGGAGUGAUGCAUAUAUAAGCAUCAUGAGAGAGUGUGAAACUGAGGAAACUUCUGAUAAAGAUAGGGCUGGUAGUCCUAGUAGUGCAGCUGGAUCACCUCUUGCAUGUCUAUCACCAGAUGAUCAUCCUUUCAGAAGUACUGGGGAAAAUGAUGUAUAUCAUAAGAAGAAAGCUGUGCCAUUCCAUAAUCCUAAAGAAAUAUAUAAAAGAAAUGGAGAACUUUUAGAGGCUUUGUGCAUCAACUCCAUCGAUCAACGUCAAGCUGCACUUGCUAGCAAUAAAAAGGGGAUAAUAUUCUUUGAUUGGGAAGAUGGCUUGCCACAUAGAGAUAAAUCUGAAUAUAUCUGGGGAGAGGCAGACUGGCCGCAUGAUGGGUGGGCUGGGUCUGAGUCUACUCCAGUUCCUACAUGUGUUUCUCCUGGUGUUGGCCUUGGUAGCAAGAAGGGAACACACCUUGGGUUAGGUGGAGCAACCAUUGGUUCAGGUGGUUUGGUAAGAGCAGGCAGAGAUUUAACAGGUGGUGGAGCAUUUGGAAUCCCAGGCUAUGCUGGAAUUGGUGCAUCUGGCCUUGGUUGGGGGAUUCAAGAAGAGUUUGAUGAGUUUGUGGAUCCACCUGCCACUAUGGACAGUGUCAGGACAACGGCAUUUUCUACUCACCCUUCUAGGCCUUUCUUUUUGGUUGGUUCUAGCAAUACGCAUGUAUACCUGUGGGAGUUUGGAAAGGACAGAGCUACUGCUACAUAUGGAGUUCUUCCUGCUGCGAAUGUCCCUCCACCUUAUGCUCUUGCCUCUGUAUCUGCUGUGCGGUUUGACCAUUGUGGACAGAGAUUCGUGACUGCUGCAUUGGAUGGAACUGUGUGCACAUGGCAGGUUGAAGUUGGAGGAAUGAGUAAUAUUAGUCCGACAGAAUCUGCUGCCUGCUUUAACAACUAUACAUCAGAUGUCACUUAUGUUACUGCAAGUGGAUCUAUUGUUGCUGCUGCUGGGUAUAGCUCCAAUGGUAAUAAUGUGGUUGUGUGGGACACACUUGCUCCACCAGUCACAUCUCAAGCUUCCAUUAUGUGUCAUGAAGGUUUGUUCUUAUGAGAUUUUUGGUAAAUGGUUUGCCAUUAAUUUUAAGGUCCAAUUACACGUUUCUCAGUGGAUAUCCUAAUUUAUUGUAAUGUUGGAAGAACACUGAACUUUCCACUU